This is a messenger RNA of Zygotorulaspora mrakii, 1839 nucleotides long. RefSeq lists its product as uncharacterized. The transcript has a single exon. Gene Ontology annotation, cellular component: RNA polymerase II transcription regulator complex. The record is from RefSeq and is a predicted model, not a curated record. Bases 1 to 1839 code for a protein of 612 amino acids. Lineage: Eukaryota; Fungi; Ascomycota; Saccharomycetes; Saccharomycetales; Saccharomycetaceae. Gene Ontology annotation, molecular function: DNA-binding transcription activator activity, RNA polymerase II-specific; transcription cis-regulatory region binding.
AUGAGUACAACGACAGCUAAAAGGCCCCUGGAUUUGGGCAGUGCGAGCGCAGACAGCUCGGAGAGUGCGGGCUCCAACGAGCACGAGUCGCAUGAGUAUCUGGAGCAGGAGAACGAGAGCGAGGAGCCCAGGAGAAAGGGGGGCAACCCGGGGAGAAAGCUGCUGGACGAUGAGGCCAAGAACAAGAGAACGGCGCAGAAUAGAGCAGCUCAGAGGGCGUUCCGGGAACGCAAAGAGAGGAAAAUGAAGGAGCUGGAAGACAAAGUACACAGCCUCGAACAGGUGAACCAGCAGAGUGCAGUUGAAACGGAGUUUCUGAGGUCGCAGCUCAUGACUUUGAUGGGGGAGUUGAAGAGGUACCGGCCCGUCAGCACAAACGACUCGCAGGUGCUUGCGUAUCUGUCGAAGAACGAUGGUUCGAGGCUUCAGGGGCUCAAGGACGAGGAUGGGAACGUGAACAAGAAAAUGGACUUCACGUUCGCCUUCCCGUGGAAGGACAAAAGUGACAGGAGCGAAUCGCGGUCACGCGACCAGGUGCCAUCCCCGGGCUCGUCCUCUUCGAACUCAGCGUCGCAGACGCUGUCCAAGAGGAAGAUGAGCGAAACGACGCCGGACACUUUGACCAACAGCAUUGGCGCAAACAACAAUAACAGUAACUAUAGCCACAUCAACAAUAGUGUCAACAACAACAAUACACCAAGCUCUACGACCACCACAUCUGGUUGGAUGGACAACGUUUUUUAUUCGGAUGAUGCACAGAGAUUACCCUCUUUUCCUAAUAAUGCCGGCACAGCAACUCCGGGAACAACGCUGUCUGUGACUGAUCCUCUUGGGCAGGAUAGUGUCCUGUUUUCGAAUCAUUUCAAUUUUGAGGAUGAGUUUGACGAGCAAGUUUCAAAAUUCUGUUCAAAAAUGAAUGAAGCUUGCGGGACGAAAGAGUGUCCAAUACCCAAACAAGCUCCAAAAGCGAGUCCUAUGGUGCUAUCUAAUACGUGGGACGCAAACAUUAGCCCAGGUGAUGAUGUUAGCGGUGCUGGUUCUGGGGUUGGUAUUAGCCACGAGAACGAGAGCAGUAAUGAUGACAACGUUAAAAAUAAUGAUUCCAAAAGCACGGACAAUAGAUACAAGCUUCCGCAAGAUUCCUUUGACCUCGGAUCUGAAGGCAACGUUUCAAAGUAUAACGCACCAGCAAAUGCAUCAAGUGCCCCAAGUGCUCCAAGCGCUCUGAGUGCUCCAAGUGCACCAAGUCUAUCAACAUCGAUAUCGUCAUCAUCUAUAUCCAAUGAAAGGCCUCUAAACAUUUUGAAUAACGACUCCAUCAAUAACUUCAUAAUAGGGAAUGACAAUGAGUCGGUAGAACGACGGACUUCCAACAACGAACAACGACAGCAACAUCAACAAGAACAACAGCACAAGCAAAAGAAUGGCAUUUUCCCAUUUUUAGAUACUUCACUUGCAUUUCCAAAUGAAAGCGAGCAAAAUCUAAUAUUCAGAGAUAAUCAAGAUAGUAGUCUUCUAGCCGAAUUAUUGGAAGAAACGGCUGAAAAUAACGAUUUUGAAACGAAUUUAAUCAAUGAGGAACCUAUAGAAUUUCCGUUCAAGCAAAAUGCAAAUGAUGUUGAUAAUGUAGUUCCAGCAAGGGAUGGGAAGUUAUUAAAAUGUUCUGAAGUUUGGGAUCGCAUCACUUCUCACCCAAAAUAUGCGUCAAUUGAUAUCGAUGUUUUAUGUGUCGAGUUAAUGGCAAAGGCGAAAUGUUCUGAAAGAGGUGUAGUGGUGCAGGCAGAACAUGUUCAAAAGGCUUUGGAUAAACAAGCAGCUGUGGAUAAAGAUUUCUUUUGA